Molecule: messenger RNA, 1240 nt
Organism: Psylliodes chrysocephalus
Lineage: Eukaryota; Metazoa; Arthropoda; Insecta; Coleoptera; Chrysomelidae
Source: the annotation of a GenBank genome assembly
GGUGAUUUUUGUCCUCUUUGACAAUGACAACUUUGACAACUAGAAAGUUAAAAAAAUAACGAACGAAAAACGGUCCAGGGUGAUUUCAGGAAGCAUAAAAAAGAAUAAAAAAAUUAAAACUGAAGACUUAAAUAUGUUCAAAUUAAACAUCAACGUUUCUGAUAUACUUUUAACUCCACUAGCUUGUUCAUCAUUAGUAAAUGAAAUUUUAAAAGGAAUCUUGUAUCAGAAGUGCCAAAUUCCUUAUCCCUAUGACUGGAUGAAAACUAUGGUCACUAGAAAACGACAAAAAAGUGAGAUCGACGUUAAGAAGUUUAAUAACAUUAAAGCUACAAACCACUUCCUUCUUGUAUCUAGUGUUCUUGAUAAACUUGAGACAUUUAUGCAAGCCAUCGAGCAUGAAUUUUCGCAGUGUAAAACCAAUAUUCAAGAAGUUUUUAUUGUUCUUGGAACUACUCCUCAUACUGCUAAUGAAAUAAUUUCUGUAAGUUUUACUUUGGUGGAUGGACACAAUGAGAAAAACCACAUUUCUCAAUUAAACAAGUAUCGACAAAAAAUAUUAAGAAAAUUAUUUCUUUCUCAAGACUGGGUGGACAAAAUUGAUGCUUCAGUGUCCUGCACAAACGUUUACCUAUAUAUUGUCAAGACUGGAGAUAAUUCAAAUAUAAAUUCUGACAACAAUAGUGUUUUUGUGCCUACAAUACCAUUGACUUUCUCUACAAAAACCAAAUACACAAAAAUAUCAUUGAAAUCAGAUACUACACUCGAUACAAACUGUUGUGAAAACCUAACUGUUUUUAAUGAUCUUAGUUGUAAUGUGAUUAGCAAAAAAUGUGAUAAUGAAGAGACUGAAGUGAAUGUUAUCUGGUAUAAAUAUAAAGACUUAAUAAAGGGUUUUAAAGAGUGUUUUGUUAAUAAAAAGUCUGUAAGUGAAUCAUGGUAACUUUUGGUUACCUAGUUACGACUGAUGUUAAGUUGCAAUCAUAGUUUGAAAAUUUGUGUAACAGAAACACAAUAUUCUAAGUCCAUUUGAGCAAAAGUUAUUUUAUCUUUAAUGACAUUAUAUAUUCUAAUUGGUUGUGCUGUAUUUCUUCGAUGGAAAAUAAAGUGGACUUAGGAUAACUGUGCUUCUGACAUGUUAUAAAUCUUUUUUAGAAUUGUUAACAAUUUCUCAAUCAAGUAAUAUAAGUAAUUUCUUUUUAUUUAAAAUAUUAUAUUCCUCGGAAUACAUUUCGAUGUA